Anisakis simplex (herring worm) is the source of this 1695-nucleotide messenger RNA. The record is from the annotation of a GenBank genome assembly. NCBI's taxonomy places the organism in Eukaryota, Metazoa, Nematoda, Chromadorea, Rhabditida, Anisakidae.
AUGGCUCUGCCACUAGUCUGGUUCACGCUACUCUCUGCGUUGCUCUAUUUAACAACAAAGGCAGAAUUCUCACCAAACCCCAAAUACCACCUCAAAGUUGGUAUGCUUAUUCCGCGGUAUUCACCCAAACUAAUACCUCUGGAUGGAUACACACGCUCGGCGUCUGCGGUAAUGCUGGCUGUGGAUAGAAUCUCACGCGAAAACCUACUCAACGAUGUGAAUUUCACUUUCCUAUGGAAGUAUGAAGAGUGCAACGAGCAUAAGGCACUGGGCUAUGCGGUCAGCUUGAUUCUCAACGAUAACGUCAGUGCUCUUUUUGGACCACCUUGCAAUGCACCUGCGAUUGAUGUCGGCAUUUUGACUGCUUUUUAUGAUACUCCGAACUUUCUUUGGGGUCCUACGACUGCCGCAGAGCUCAGUGACCUGACGAGAUUCCCGACCGUUGCCACCGUGACGGCAGAUUCAUUCUCCCUUGGUAUAGCUAUGUGCUCCAUUUUGCGGGAAUACAAUUGGACUUCAUUCGCAUUCAUUUAUACGGCCUCAACAUCAAGCACUAGUAACUGUCACUAUCUUCAACAGGAUCUCGAGAGUGCUGUCGCGUUAUUUGGUUCGCUGACGCUGGUCUACAGUCACGUUUUACCACUGAAUGUCCUCAACUUUACGGAUGUUCUCAUGGACUUACGCCAUCGCGCUCGAAUUGUUAUAACGUGCUUCAUAAGAAACGAGCAAAAGACGAUGUUCAUGGAGACUGCCAACAGAAUGGGAAUGGCAACUGCCGAAUACGUCUACAUUUUCCCGGACGUAGACAAUACUGGAUUAGGAAUUGGCGGUUACGAUUUAAGCGACGAUACCGUUUCGCUCAAGGUGUCGGGAUACAAUCAAAGCGUUAUUGACACUUUCAAAUAUGCCAUAUUACUGGAUAAUCACUCUGACCGUAUGACAGUUAAGUUUUCGAAGGAGGUCAUAGACACCAUGAAGGACUAUCCUUUCUACUGUACAACUGAUUGCCCUACUAAUGUUACGGCAGCUCAAUACUCAGGAACUCUUUACGAUGCAAUGUACUUGUAUGGACUAGCGUUAAAUAGGUCGUUAACGGCCGAUCCUGUAAACGGCUGGCGGUCAGGCGUCAAACUGAUUGACCAUGCCAUCGGAACAUUCAAUGGAUCCACUGGAUUAGUUGUUAUCGGCAAAAAUGGCACGAGAUGUCCGAUCUAUUCGUUGGACCUUUUGACACCGAACGGCACGGUAAACACUUACGCAACGAUCAAAGUUGAGGGCAAUGAAUAUGCUUAUUGGGGCUAUGUGGUAGCAGCCACCACGUUCAUUACAGCAGCACUUGUUGCGUUGCUCAUUGGUGCAAUUUAUAUCGCAAGAGAACGAAGAAAAGAAGCUGAACGUGAGAAUGCAAUGUGGCAAAUUCCAUUUUGUAAACUCGGAAAUCCUAACGACCGUGACCAUUCAAAAUCCGAACGAUCUCUCGAGAGCUCUAGCAAGAAUUCGAGACUGGAUUCCGUACAUUCGGCCUGUCAUAGCUUAGAUGGCGAACUGGUUUGGGCGGAGAAGUUCGAUUCCCGUAUUCCACUGAGUAAAGAAAAUUAUGCCGAACUUCGAAUGGUAUUUCCCACAUUUAGAGCUUUAGUGUAUCAUUCGUUGGCUGAAACAUUGGAGAACACGAAGAAUUUUCGAAAUAAUUAG